Messenger RNA from Andrographis paniculata, 627 nucleotides. RefSeq lists its product as uncharacterized. Bases 132 to 506 code for a protein of 124 amino acids. The record is from RefSeq and is a predicted model, not a curated record. The transcript is spliced from 3 exons. Lineage: Eukaryota; Viridiplantae; Streptophyta; Magnoliopsida; Lamiales; Acanthaceae.
AAAGAUAGGCAUAGUCGUCUUGUCAUUGAGAUUAAAUUAUAGCUUUGUUGGUAGACGCCUUUUUACACUCUUCCAAAACCCUCUCAUAUGUACAUAUAUGUUUCUAUUGUAAGAAGAAGAAGAAUUGAAGAAUGUCGGAAAAUAGGAAAUGGAAGAAGGGCGCAGGAAACGGCGUCGUUUCGGGAAGGACAACCCUGGCUGCAAUCGAAUCAUUAGCCAUUCCUCUUGUUCAAGAAGUGGUGUUCUUGGCAGAUUUUAAGUGCUCCAGGUGCCAGCAAAGAGUUGCUGAAAUUAUGUCCAAAAUGAAUGGAGAGACUCAAUCAGUGAUGAUAAGUGUUUUGGACAAGAAAGUAACUUUAAUUUGCACUUACGAUAACGACUACGACUCCGCGGCGGCAAAGAACCCGAACCCAGCUAGGCGGCGACCACUUACGCGCGUCUAUCAAAACCCGUGGACCAAAGCCGUUGUAUUUCUCCGGCUGCUUCGCACCUCUUCCGGCCACUGAUCAAUGCUCUCUCGUUACUGUAAAAAAUAAUGUUUUGCUUCAAAAUGUAGGUGUAAAUAUUGUAAAUUACCAUGCUUUGUUUAUUACAACGUAAAAUUCAGAUUCAUUUUGAAUAUGGUCA